Molecule: messenger RNA, 650 nt
Organism: Panicum hallii
Lineage: Eukaryota; Viridiplantae; Streptophyta; Magnoliopsida; Poales; Poaceae
Exons: 2
Coding region: 132-449 (105 amino acids)
Source: RefSeq, a predicted model, not a curated record
AAACGCGCCGGCCCAUUUCGCAGCCUCACGUCUCCGAGACUCCGACUCCAGAGCCCCGGCGGCGGCCGUGCCGCGUCGCCGAUUGCCGCGAGCUCGCGAGAGGGGAGGGGAGAGGAGAGGAGGCGGCGGCGAUGUCGAGACAUUUCUGGAGGUGGUACGCGGACCGGCAGUUCCACAAGUGGGAGAAGACGGUGGUGUGGGACAUGGUGGAGCCGUACCGCCCGCCGCGCUCCUUCGCGCCGCUCGUCGGCACCUACGUCGCCGCCUUCUACACCGGCGUCGUCGGUGCCGCCGUCACCGAGCAGCUCUACAAGGAGAAGUACUGGGAGGAUCACCCAGGUGAGGCCGUGCCGAUCAUGCCGCCCAAGUUCUACUGGGGACCAUGGAGGGUGAUGAACGGAGAAGUUCCCCGCUUCAUCCAGCCGCCCGACGAGGCCAAGACGGCAUAGGACCUUCGAGUCUGGUCUGGAUAGAAACCCUUCAAAAUGAUCCAAAUCUUACUCUUCAUGCGGUCUUUUAUGUCUGCUCUCUAUAGAAAUCCUUCAAAAUGAUCCAAAUCUAUCUAUAUCACGGCACCUGUGAUCUUGAGGUGCUACUUCGUGUUACAGUGAUUCUUCUAAAUGAAUAAUAUAUCGUUGGUGCUUUGGUAU